CAAACCGUCCUCCACGCGCGCGCGCAAGCUUCCCGCCAUCCCUCGGCCUCGUCCAUCCUCCACCUUCCCAGCAGAUUCGUCGCAACAGCCAUGGCCGCCAACCCAAACGACCCGCCGCUGGACGAGAUCCAAUGGCGCUCUCCGCCCCUCCUCGCGCAAAUGGGCGGCCUGCACUCCAACACGAUCCUCUUCUACUUCGCCGAGUCGCCCUUCUUCGAGCGCACUUCCAACAACGCCGUCAUCACCAAUCAGGCCAUGAACAACAUGUCCAUGUACCACUACAUCCAGACCCGCGAGGCCUUUGAGGGCCGCCUCAAGACCAUGUCCGGCCUCGAGUUCAUCGUCGGCGAGGAGCCCGCCGAGACGGGGCCCGGCAUGGGCUCCGGCGUCUGGGUCAUUCGCAAGCAGACCCGUCGGAAGCGCUACCAGGAGGAUGACGAGAUCACAGUGCAUGCGUCCUUUUUCGUGGUCGGGGAGAACAUCUACAUGGCGCCGACGCUGGCGGACAUUCUGGCGUCUCGAAUCAUGACGAUAUCUUCGGCCAUCGCCAAGGCCCUUCCAGAAGCAGAGAACGCACGCAAGUGGCGGCCGUCGACUGGAAACGUCUACUACCUGCCGGGAAGCCAGAGCCAAACUCGGACAAAAGGACAAACAUCGACCGCCGCAACACCCAUGCCUGAGAGCCAGCCCAGUCAACCAAGCCAGCCGAGCCAGCUCAAAUCCGCACCAGCGCCUCAGAAACACGACGAGCUAUCACUGGAGAGGGCAUCUGAGGAAGCAUUCCUCAUUCAUAUGCGUCACGGCGGAGAAUACAUCGACGAGAACCCCAUCACCGGCCGCCCGGGCGAGUUCCACCUCUCCUCCACCGGUCGCAAGGCGGUGCCGCCGCCCAAGGCAAGCGCCGAGUCAGGCAUAGGAGCCAUGAACGGGCCCACGGCCAUCAACACAAAGUUCGACGACAAGAAGGACGGCAAGGGAGAAAAGACGCCCAAGUCGGCGACGAUGCCGAAGCCCAAGCGUAGGAAAAGUCGGAUGAGCAACGUACCGACUCCGGCGCAGACCCCUGGAGCAUCUUGAGGCGGCUCGAAAACCUUGUUUUAUUGUGACGCGAUAUGAAGCGUCGACGUGGGGAUAUGGACAGCGUGUGAUUAUACUUGAUACCCCGGUACCUAGGCUACCUAAAUACAAGUCGAACUACUUCUAUACUGCUAGUGAAUCACGUAGCCGCCGUCCACCAACAAGUUCGCGCCGAGGAUGAAGGACGCCUUGGGGUUGGACAGGAAGAGCACCGCAUCGGCAACUUCCUGGGGCGUGCCUUUCCUCUUCAUGGGCGCUGUGAGGACGCCGGGGGAGUCCUCCGGGAUGUCGGCCGUCAACGGAG
Molecule: messenger RNA, 1381 nt
Organism: Purpureocillium takamizusanense
Lineage: Eukaryota; Fungi; Ascomycota; Sordariomycetes; Hypocreales; Ophiocordycipitaceae
Gene: MED6
Product: Mediator of RNA polymerase II transcription subunit 6
Exons: 2
Coding region: 91-1077 (328 amino acids)
Biological process (GO): regulation of transcription by RNA polymerase II
Cellular component (GO): mediator complex; core mediator complex
Molecular function (GO): transcription coactivator activity
Source: RefSeq, a predicted model, not a curated record